AUGGCCUUGGUUCUCUUGUUUGUGACGGUGGUAUUGUUUAGUGUUUGUGAGGUUUCUAUGAAUGCAGUUUACAGGGUGGGAGAUUCUGCUGGGUGGACCAUGAUAGACCACCCAGAUUACAAGAGGUGGGCUUCUACCAAGAGAUUUCAUGUUGGGGAUACUCUCAUUUUCACUUACCUCAAGCAAUACCAUGAUGUGAUGGAGGUGAGUCACCAUGACUAUGUUCACUGCAAGACUAACUUUGCAAAGGCCGUUUACCACACUGGCUCUGACUCUGUCAGCCUCACCAAGCCAGGCGAAUUCUACUUCAUUUGUAGCAAUGAUGGCCAUUGUUCUGCUGGACAGAAGCUUCAUAUUAAGAGUAGUAGUAAUAAUGCUGCAAUUAUCAGGAAUUUCUACCUCACCAUUGCAACUGUUUUUGCACUAUGCAUUUACAAGACUAACAGUCUAACAGACCAUAUUAAUUAG
Molecule: messenger RNA, 468 nt
Organism: Arachis stenosperma
Lineage: Eukaryota; Viridiplantae; Streptophyta; Magnoliopsida; Fabales; Fabaceae
Product: mavicyanin-like
Exons: 3
Coding region: 1-468 (155 amino acids)
Cellular component (GO): plasma membrane
Molecular function (GO): electron transfer activity
Source: RefSeq, a predicted model, not a curated record